Zerene cesonia (dogface butterfly) is the source of this 2273-nucleotide messenger RNA. It is a transcript of the gene dac, whose product is annotated as dachshund homolog 2. The transcript has 12 exons. The record is from RefSeq and is a predicted model, not a curated record. The coding region runs from base 46 to 2157 and encodes 703 amino acids. NCBI's taxonomy places the organism in Eukaryota, Metazoa, Arthropoda, Insecta, Lepidoptera, Pieridae.
CCGCGCGCGACGGGUGUGUGAUGCGCGUUUAGACAACUGCUAAGCAUGGAGUCCGCCGUGGACUCAGCGUCGACCGCGAGUGAGGUGAGCGGCUCCUCCGGGGGCUCGCCGAGAGUGAAGGCGGCGUCGCCGGCGCGGGCCGUGAGCCCGCCGCAGCUGCUGCAGCACCGCUUGCCCCUGCCGCCACCGGGCUUGGGCUUGCUUGGCUCCCUGCAGAUGAUGCACCACUCCCCGCUAGAGCUGAUGGCGGCGGCCCAUCACCACGGGCCUCCGCGCUACGGGAGUCCGCCGCCCAUCUCCACCUCCGACCCUUCCGCGAACGAAUGCAAACUGGUCGACUACCGCGGGCAGAAAGUCGCGGCGUUCAUAAUCCAGGGAGAUACCAUGUUGUGUCUGCCGCAAGCGUUCGAACUAUUCUUAAAACACUUAGUGGGCGGUUUGCACACAGUGUACACGAAGCUAAAGAGACUGGACAUAGUGCCGCUGGUGUGCAAUGUGGAACAGGUGCGCAUCCUGCGUGGCCUGGGAGCCAUCCAGCCGGGCGUCAACCGCUGCAAGCUGCUCUCCUGCAAGGACUUCGACGUGUUGUACCGGGACUGCACCACCGCAAGGUGCCUGUCAAUGAAAGCGCCAGACAGCUCCAGACCGGGUCGACCACCGAAGCGAGCCUCCGGAGUCGGUCUCUCGUUAGCCGCCUCGCCCUUCCCUGGACAUCCCUUUAAGAAACACCGCCUAGAAAAUGGAGACUACUCGCCCUACGAAAACGGACACAUGAGUGAAAUGGCUCGAAUGGAGAAGUCGCCACUGCUGGCAAAUGGAUAUAACGCGCCACCAACGCACCUUGGGCCGAUGGGUUUUAUGCACCAACACGCGCUUAUGUCACCAGGCAUGCCUCAUCACGGUGUGCCUAGACCAGAUGGCUCUAUCAUCAAGGGCCAACCGAUGCACAAUAUGGAAGCACUAGCGAGAUCUGGUAUAUGGGAGAAUUGUAGAGCUGCCUACGAAGACAUUGUUAAACACCUGGAAAGGUUGCGCGAUGAACGGGGCGACAUCGAACGUGUUAUAGCUAUGGACAAGGCGCGUGAAGAUUCACACAACGGCUCUUCCCCCGGGCACAGUCCCGUGCUGAACCUCUCCAAGUCCGGGUCGGGCGAGCGCGAGCGAACAGAGCGCGAACGCGAGCGCGGCGAGCGGGGCGAGGGCUCGGCGAGCGGGCGCAGCUCAGCCGCGUCGCGCCGCUCGCCGCCGCGCCUGCCCUCCGCCGCCGCCGCCUCGCCGCGCUCGCACACCGACGACAGCGACGCCGCUCUCUCCGACCAGGACGACCACGUCAAGGACGAGGAUGAAGGCGGCGAGCUAAGCGACGGCGAGCGCGAGGCGGGCAGCCCGGCGGCGGCGGCGCGCUACGCGGCGGCGGCCGGCUCGCCGAGCGCGGCGCCCGACGCCAGCGCCGACACGCUCGUCUCCUCCACCGAGACGCUGCUGCGCAACAUACAGGGCCUGCUCAAGGUCGCCGCGGACAACGCGCGCCAGCAGGAGCGCCAGAUCAGCUACGAGAAAGCUGAAUUGAAGAUGGAUGUGCUAAGAGAGCGGGAGGUCAAAGACAACCUGGAGAGACAACUCCUUGACGAGCAGAAAAUGAGAGUUAUGUACCAAAAACGACUGAAAAAGGAAAGAAAACAACGACAACAAAUUCAAGAGCAAUUGGAAUUGGAACUGAAAAGACGGCAAAAAAUUGAAGAAGCGCUAAAACAAUCGGGGGCUCCCAGUGAAAUUCUUAGAAUAGUAACUGAGAACCUGUCGACGCCACAAGAGAGUCGGGAGAACGGGUCGGAGUGCAAGGCGUCGAGCGGCGCGGAGGCGAGCGCGGGGGCGGGCGCGGGAGCGGGCGCGGGCGCGGGCGCGGGGGCGGGGGCGGGAGCGUCGCCGCCGGCGCGCCGCUCGCCCGACAAGCCCGCCUGGGCCUACCCGCCGCCGCCCGUCGACAUCAUGCCCGCCGGCGCGGCCUUCUGGCAGAACUACUCCGAGUCGCUAGCGCAGGAGCUGGAGAUGGAGCGCAAGUCGCGGCAAGCGGCGCUGGAGCGCGACGUGAAGAGCCCGCUGUCGGAGCGCGCCGCCUAUUACAAGAACUCCGUGCUGUUCAGCUCCGCCACCUAGCCGGGCACCCCGCCCGCGCCGCCCGCGCCGCACGAGCAGCACACGCCGCACGAGCCGCGCCCGCCGCACGCGCCGCACACACCGCACGUGCAGCACGCGCCGCACGUGCAGCACAC